GUCAUUUGUUCACAGCGUCGCUUCCUUCCUUCGCUGGCCCUCUGGUCAUGCGUGCGCUGCAGCGGCAGUGGCUCGGCCUCCAGGACAAACCCGUCACCAGUUAAUUUUGACAGUUUCACGCUAAAUGAGGCAGUUGUAAAGAAGGACAUGGAGGCGCUCGAGCGCUGGAAUGAACUCUCGCAGAUGAUAUAUAGCGCACGGGCGGAGAAAGCGAACGAAAAGGUGCUUUUGGCUGUGGAAAAGGGUUUGGGGAUGCUCGCCGAAAUGGGCGCGCUGAAUGCGCCGAUACAGUGCGAGACGCUCUUGUUGCUGGAGGCAACUCAGGCGCACUAUAACCUGCAUCAGUUUGAGGCCGCCUUAAAGAGUGCAGAAAAGGCAAAAAAUGUACUUUUAGAAACUCCCGCGGCUCUGAGGGACGCUGCGCUGUUGGCGGAGGUGAAUCAACUGGUGGCGUACGUCCUUCUUGAAAAUGAAAACAUCGAUGAGGCCAUGAAUACCUUCACAGAUAUAUUGCGGUGGAUUGAUGUGGAUGCAAAGUCGGCGACGCCGAUGCAAGCUGUGGCUGCCGUGAAUAUGCGUCGGUCAGUGGUCACAGGAAUCGGCCUUUGUUAUCAAAAACGGGCUGAAAAGGAAGUUGCCACAGGCGGGGAUGGAAAAGAGUUGUACGGUAAAGCGCUUGAUCUUCUUAUUGAGGCACUCAAUGUUCACAUCGAUGAGAACGACUACGACUCUGUGAAGAAAACUCUGUCUAGCGUGUUAAAGUGCUUUGAGGGCGUGAAUGACAUCUCCCAGGCGAUAUCGACAGGCGAGAAAUAUGUUAGUUGGUGCCGUCGGCACUCGGACGAGGCGGGGGCUGCUCAAGGCACCGUCUGGUUGGAGGAGCUGCAGAAGAAGUACACAAAAGAAGGCGACACAGCCCAGUGA
Molecule: messenger RNA, 924 nt
Organism: Trypanosoma conorhini
Lineage: Eukaryota; Euglenozoa; Kinetoplastea; Trypanosomatida; Trypanosomatidae
Exons: 1
Molecular function (GO): protein binding
Source: RefSeq, a predicted model, not a curated record